Messenger RNA from Cucurbita maxima (winter squash), 2189 nucleotides. Its product is annotated as probable serine/threonine-protein kinase At1g01540. Bases 144 to 1982 code for a protein of 612 amino acids. Lineage: Eukaryota; Viridiplantae; Streptophyta; Magnoliopsida; Cucurbitales; Cucurbitaceae. Gene Ontology annotation, molecular function: ATP binding; protein kinase activity. Gene Ontology annotation, biological process: protein phosphorylation. The record is from RefSeq and is a predicted model, not a curated record. The transcript is spliced from 7 exons.
CACUUACUGAAAGUCCUGUAUAAAAUGAUUGCAGAGGAAGAAUAUGAACCCCAAGUGGAAGCCCACCUCAAUUUCACAAAUCAUUUGUAACUUACCCUGGAAGUUCAGCCAAGCCGCAGCGGGGAAGAGGGGUCAAAAAAUGGAUGGCCUUUGUAACCAUGAUUCUUCAUUUUACAAGUUCUACUCCUAUUUGCCAGAUCUCUCCAUCUUUCUCUCCCCCUGUCAACCCCACUGAAUGGGUCGAAUGUGCAGUUCAAUUUUUUGUCUUCAUUUUUUCAGUUUACUGCAUCCUUGCUUUUGCCACUGAACUAAUUGUCCUUCUUAUUCUGUGGCUGUCUCCCCUAGAUAAACUAGUCUACGGGUUUGUAGAACAAGGGGGAGGUGUAGAGGGAGGAAAAGGAAGGUGGAAAAUGUCUAGUUAUGCCUUCUUGAAUGACCAGCUCUCCAAGCGGACCUCCAUUUUCGGUUUGCGCUUGUGGGUCGUUUUGGGAAUUGGCGUUGGUGCCGCCAUUGUUAUUGUUCUGUUCCUCAUUUCGCUAUGGUUCAUCUCCAGGCGCAACAGUUCCAAUAAAUCUAAGUCCUCUCUAAACCCCACUAUCCCGAAUGUGUCCAAGGAAAUCCAGGAAAUACGAAUCGACCAUUCUCGGAAUCCAGCUCAUUCUGAUCCUCCUAAAGUUCAAGUGGCUUCGAACCCUGAGCCCUUGCCGGAGGCAGAGCCUUUAGCGACGCUGCUUCAGACGGAAGAAGGGAGCACACCUAGUGGACGCCAUAGAAUUCACAUUGAAAUUGGGAAGGACCACCGGAUUUCUUAUCCGGAGAGAGUCGGCGGUUCAUCCCACGGUAGCGGAGAGGUUCGGUCCGGUGACCAGGCGCCGGUGGUUGUGCCGGAGGUUUCCCAUUUGGGUUGGGGACAUUGGUACACUCUCAGAGAGCUCGAGUAUUCUACUGCUGGUUUUUCGGAUGAAAAUGUAAUCGGUGAGGGCGGAUAUGGUAUUGUGUACCGUGGUGUUCUGGAGGACAACACUGUGGUUGCUAUAAAAAAUUUGCUCAAUAACAGGGGACAGGCCGAGAGAGAGUUUAAGGUUGAAGUUGAAGCAAUUGGACGCGUACGGCACAAGAAUCUGGUGCGUUUGCUCGGCUAUUGUGCAGAAGGAGCUCACAGGAUGCUUGUUUAUGAGUACGUCGAUAAUGGAAACUUGGAACAGUGGCUUCAUGGAGAAGUUGGGCCUUGUAGUCCUCUCACAUGGGACAUUCGAAUGAAUAUAAUUGUUGGAACAGCGAAAGGGUUAACAUACCUCCAUGAGGGGCUUGAGCCUAAGGUUGUUCACCGUGAUAUCAAGUCAAGUAACAUUUUGCUUGAUAAGCAGUGGAAUACAAAGGUCUCUGACUUUGGCCUAGCAAAGCUUCUAGGCUCAGAGAGGAGUUAUGUAACGACUCGUGUGAUGGGAACUUUCGGAUAUGUAGCUCCAGAAUAUGCGAGUACUGGCAUGUUAAAUGAAAAAAGUGAUGUAUAUAGUUUUGGCAUCCUCAUUAUGGAGAUAAUUACAGGGAGAAAUCCAGUAGAUUAUAGCCGCCCUUCAGGAGAGGUCAACCUAGUUGAGUGGCUUAAAACAAUGGUUAGUAAUCGAAACGCAGAGGGAGUUCUGGAUCCCAAGUUGCCUGAGAAGCCUUCAACAAGGGCACUGAAGCGUGCUCUGCUAGUAGCUUUACGAUGUGUGGAUCCUAAUGUUCAGAAGAGGCCUAAAAUGGGGCAUGUCAUUCAUAUGCUUGAAGCUGACGAGUUUCCUUUCCGAGAUGAUCGUAGGGUGGGACGGGAAGGGGGACGAUCAGUACUGAAGGAAAGGCUGAUGGAAAGGCUUGUGAGUGAAUCCGGAGAGAGCAGCGGAUAUGAAAGUGGAGCAACACAAGCAAGCCGUCAUCUAUGGAGAAAGCAAGAACUGGAAGAACAACAGCAACCUCGCGAACCUCGCACUUUAAGGUGAUGCUGAACUUGUGUGUGUGCCUAACUCACAAUGUUACAAUCAGGCUACACUCUAAAAUUUAAGGAAUCCCAGCAUUUUGUUCCUCAAAUUGCUGGGAAGAAGAAGCUUCCUAUAAAUUGUUUCCACUGCAGUGUCUUCCCAUUGUUGUAUUGUACCAAACAAUCUGUAUAAUGUUCUGAAUCAAUCUUUGUCUUGGGUUUUGGGUUU